Messenger RNA from Salvelinus sp. IW2-2015, 710 nucleotides. The record is from RefSeq and is a predicted model, not a curated record. NCBI's taxonomy places the organism in Eukaryota, Metazoa, Chordata, Actinopteri, Salmoniformes, Salmonidae.
UAGAAUCUCUACGUUCUACUCUCCAACCAUAAACGUUCUCUUAUACGUCAUCAUACGCGACUUUCUUAAUGUAAACAAACAGUAGGCUAAUCGUGAGCAUGGCGAUACAUAUGGACAGACUCGUAAAGGAGAAAGGAGGUGAUCACCAAGAGAAAAAGACAUGUCGUCUGAGGAAAAUCAAGUUGAGCCACAGGCAAAAAGAUCCAAGAAAGCAGAGACAAACAUCAGAGGAGACACAAAGCAGGCCCCUCCUAACGCUCCUCCCCAGUAACUCUGAGGACGACUCCCAGCAGUCAGACAAAGGAGAGGGAGAACACAGUGAGGAGCCAAAGGGCCUGUCGAAGGCAGACCACUGGAAAGGCCCAGCCCCCACCGUGGAGGAGGAGUCCAGGGAGGAGGAGUUAGACGAGUACUUUGAGGACAUGUUUCUUUCACCACCCCACCCUUGGAUUUCUGCCAGCAAGAGUCAACAUGCAAGAGUCAACAUGCAAGAGUCAACAUGCAAGAGUCAACAUGCAAGAGUCAACAUGCAAGAGUCAACAUGCAAGAGUCAACAUGCAGAGUCAACAUGCAAGAGUCAACAUGCCAAGAGUCAACAUGGAGUGUCAACAUGCAAGUGUAAAACUGCAAGAGUCAACAUGCAAGAGUCAACAUGCAAGGGUUUCAACAUGCAUAAGAGUCAACAUGCAAGAGUCAACAUGCAAGAGUGA